Lotus japonicus is the source of this 4486-nucleotide messenger RNA. RefSeq names its product SNF2 domain-containing protein CLASSY 4-like. The transcript is spliced from 3 exons. Gene Ontology annotation, biological process: gene silencing by siRNA-directed DNA methylation. Gene Ontology annotation, molecular function: ATP-dependent chromatin remodeler activity; ATP binding. Bases 201 to 4265 code for a protein of 1354 amino acids. The record is from RefSeq and is a predicted model, not a curated record. NCBI's taxonomy places the organism in Eukaryota, Viridiplantae, Streptophyta, Magnoliopsida, Fabales, Fabaceae.
CUUCUUCAAGUUUACCGCGCCAACCAACUGCAUUCUCUGCUCUCUGCUGCUUCCUUCCUGCACUUCAUUCACUUGUGACAUUAUUGUUUUUCAGUUUCGUUUUACAUACCCAGUUGUCUUCACGGGAAAAACGAACGAUUUUGCUUCGUGGGUUGCAUCGAAAACAAGACCCGAGAAGCGUUUUUGGUUUUUGUUAUGCCAUGGCUAGUAGCAGGAUUCGUAGCAAGAAGGCGACGCAGUUCUGUAGUCUCCCACUCAGAGGAUCAAUAUUCGGUAAAUCCAAGCGUGGAAGGAAGAAGAGAGUGCAGGAAAAUGAAGGUGAGCCUCGUGUGGCUUUUAUCAGUUUAUGCUCCAGUGAAGAAGAAGAAGAUGAAGGGGUCUCUGUUUUGAGCAGUGGAGGUAAAGAUGAAGGUGUGACAGAAAUCAAGGGAUCAGGGUUUGGAGCUGCUGAGGGGAAACAGAGUAGUUUGAAGGGGAAAAGGGUAGCUGAAUCUGAUGUUGUAUUUAUGGGAGAAUGUGUGGAUACAGGGGAAUUUGGUUCUGGUUUUGGUAAGAAACGAAAGAGAAAAUCGGCAGAGCUUAUUGUAAUCGGUGAAAGUGACGAUGAUAAUGGGACUGAAUUGGGUAAACAGGUGCCUGUGCACGGUGUUGAUGUUAAACAAGAAGAACAAGACAUGGGUGUGGAUGAUAAAGGUAAAAAACAUGUUGUGGUUGUGAGUAGUUCAGAAAAUGAAGACAGUGGGAGUGAUUCUGAGAAGAAUGGAUUUCAGGGUUUUGUUGGUGGUGGAGAGGGAGACAAGAGUGACAGAGGUGAAAAGUGUUCUGAAUCUGACGACCAAGGUCCAAAUUUUCACAGUGAUGGGUGUGGUUGGGCACCUAAAGAGCCGAUUGUAAUUAAUUUUGAUGGAAAUAAUCUGAGUGAGGAUGAAAGUAGUGAGGCUCAAAGUGGUUCAGCUGGUGAUGAAGAUGUUGAUGAUGAUAUUGGAUCUUCCUCUGAGAGUGAGGAUGAAAACUCCAGUGAUGAGGAUUUUAGAGCUGAGGAGGUGUCAGGUUCAAACUGCGAGUUUUCUUCGUCUGAUGAGUCUUCCUCUUAUGAUGAUGACAAUGAGAAGCGGCUGCGGCCGGGUAGACCUAGGUAUUCAGGAUGUUCUAGGCCUUGUAAUGAUCAAGCGCAUGAGGAGGAUAAGAAGAAACAAGAUAGCUCUAGAUCUCAUCAUAAUGUGUUGUUACGAAGAAGGACAAGAGAUUCAACAAAGGUCGAUAACAGUGAGAGGGUUGAUAAUAGUGAGAGAAAUAGUCCCAUUGCUGAUGCUAGUGACAGUGUGAUUGGGGAUCUUGGUACUCAGGGAGGCGGAGAAGAGCAUCAUGAUAAAAAGGGGAUUGAAGAAAAGGAUGAUGAUACUCAUCAGGUAGAUACCCUGCUGCAAGCUUAUGAGGAGAAACCCCUAUUGAAGCGGAACUUUAUGGAGGAUGAACCAUUGGAAAAAUCGGAGUCUAAGGAAGAGUUGGACUGUUUGUGGGCUGAGAUGGAUUUGGGGCUUAGAUCAGAUGACGAAGGUUCAGUUGUUAGAAUCGCGUCUUCAUUGCCAAGAAAAAAAGACAGGAUGGGAAGAGAGUCAGCUAAACUUGCUGAUACUAAUGAGCGUGUGAAUGCGAAUCUUGGUACUCAGGGAGGAGAAGAUCAUCAUGACAAAGGUUCAGUUGUUAGAAAUGUUUCUUCAUUGCCAAGAAAACAAGAAAAGCUGGGAGAGUCAGCUGAACAUAAAAUCGUGGAGAACGGGGGAAGGGUUUGCAAAGGUCGAAUUAACACAAGCAAUCAUGAAAAGAAAGCACGGGUGGAUAAAAGAUUUGGUAACAAAGAUGGGCAUCACAGGGUCCAUACGAUGCCAUUGAAGCGGAAGGAGCAACAGUUGCUUGAUCUCCUUGCUGAGUGCCUUUUGGGAAAGCAAAAGGAAACCAAGGGAGAUAGAAAUGGGUUUGAAGAGCAUGAUGAUGAUAAUCCUCAGGUAGAUACUCGGUCACCAGCUUAUGGGGAGAAACCCCCAUUGAAGUGGAACAUUAAGGAGGCUGAACCAUUGAAAAAAUCGGCGUCUGAGCAAGAGCUGGAUACUUUGUGGGCUGAGAUGGAUUUCCAGCUUAUAUUAGAAGAAAUCAAUUCCCCGGUUGACAUUAUAGGGAAUAAUGAAGGAAGGGAAAAUCAAACCUUUAUUUGUAAGCACGACUUUCGCAUUGACGAUGAGAUUGGAGAAAUUUGCAGAAAAUGUUCUUGGGUUGCCAAUGAGAUAAAAUAUGUCUGGCCACCGGUGGUGGAUGAAUAUCCUUCCAAAGGGUCACGGAAUAGGGUGUCAUCUGGUGUAGAUACCGUCUUGCACUCUUAUGAUGAUCGGUUCAAUAUUUCUGAGGGUGACAAAGACGGUGUUUCCCCUCAAAAUGAAGGCACAGUUUGGGACCUGAUUCCUGAUAUCAAACAAAGCCUCUAUCCUCAUCAACAAGCAGGCUUUAAGUUCAUUUGGACGAAUUUGGCCCGGACCAUGAACCUUCACAAUCUGAAGACUGCUGAUCCUUCCAGUGCGGGUGGGUGCAUUAUUUCCCAUGCGCCUGGAACCGGAAAGACAAGGUUAACAAUCGUGUUUCUUCAGACAUAUCUGGAAGUGUUUCCGAAAUGCCGACCGGUAAUUAUUGCUCCUGCUAUUAUAUUGCGUACUUGGGAAGAUGAGUUCAAAAAAUGGAACAUAGGUGUUCCGUUCCACAACCUCAACACCCCUGAACUAUCUGGAAAAGAGCACAUUGAUGCCACUAAUGAGGUUGACUGCUCUGGAUCACCGCAUAAGAAUAAGGAUGCCGUUCGUAUGGCGAAGUUGUAUUCAUGGUUCAAAGAGAAGAGCAUUCUGGGAAUCAGCUACCAAUUGUUCGAGAAGCUUGCAGGGGGAAAUUCCAAUAAGAAAAACAGGAACAUGAGAAAAGAGAAGAAGCAUGCGAGUAUGAAAGAGAACCCUGAACCUGAAACCAGUGUUCUGGGAAAAGUUCUGCUUGAAGUUCCUGGUUUGCUAGUUCUAGAUGAAGGGCACACGCCUAGAAAUCAGCGCAGCUCUAUUUGGAAUGUUCUGUCGAGAAUUCAAACUCAGAAGCGGAUCAUUCUCUCUGGCACUCCUUUCCAGAACAAUUUUGUGGAACUCUACAACACUCUUUGCUUGGUGAAACCAUCCUUUCCUGACAUGAUACCGCCGGAACUCAAAAAGUUCUGUCAGAGUAGAUUAAUGCAGGAAAGGAAAGCAUCUCAAGAUUUCACUUGGGAACAGGUCUCUCCGGGAAACAUCACAACAGGAAAUCCUUCUGAUGUAAAGAUACAGCAGUUGAAAUUGUGGAUGGAUCCGUUCGUUCUCGUUCACAAAGGAAGCAUUCUUCAAGAAAACCUUCCUGGUUUGAGGGAUUGUGUGCUGAUUUUGAAGCCUGACAGUUUGCAGAAAGAAAUUCUAGAGAGCAUUGAAAGUUCUCAGAGCCUCCUCAACUUUGAACAUAAGUUAGUUCUCGCAUCUGUCCAUCCAUCGCUUUUCCUCUGCUGUACUUUGACAGAGAAAGAAGAAUCUGUUGUUGACAGGGACCGGUUGGAAAAACUUAGAUGGAACCCUUAUGUAGGUGCCAAAACCAGAUUCUUGGUAGAGUUUGUGAGGCUGUGUGAGGCGGUCAACGAGAAAGUUCUUGUGUUUAGCCAAUUUAUUGAUCCUUUGAAUUUAAUCAUGGACCAACUCAAGUCAAAUUUUGAUUGGAUUGAGGGGCAGGAAGUGUUGUGUAUGUGUGGAAAGCUUGAUCAAAAGAAAAAGCAGCACAUGAUUCAUGGCUUCAAUGAUGAAAAGAGCCGAGCAAAGGUGCUUCUUGCAUCCACAAAAGCCUGUUCAGAGGGAAUCAACUUGGUUGGCGCUUCGAGAGUCGUGCUCCUGGAUGUUGUGUGGAAUCCAUCAGUGGAAAGGCAAGCUAUUAGCCGAGCGUAUAGACUUGGCCAAAAGAAGGUUGUUUACACAUAUCACCUAAUCACACAAGACACCGCUGAAUAUGCAAAGUAUUGUAAACAGGCCGAAAAGGACCGGAUAUCUGAACUGGUUUUCUCAGAUCGAAAUGCUGAAAAUGAUAGAUCAAAGAGUGGUGCAGUAAAUUUAGAGGAUAACGUUCUUGAUAUGAUGAAAGAUCAUGACAAACUCAAGGACUUGUUUGGUGAGUGUGUGGUACAACCAAAGGAGAAAUAUUUGAUUGAGAGUUUUGGCUCUUGAUUCGUUGAGGACUUAAAAUGGUUGUGCAUGAUUCAGUCAUCUUUUUGUUUGUGGCAGUUAAAUGUUACACUUCUGUUCUGUAUACAGUUACAACUCUGCUAAAUAGCUGAAUAUUUUUUGUAUGUGCAAGGGUCACUUUCUUUGUUGCACCAGUUAUUUCUAGGAUAAUUAGUCAAGAGACUCUUUUCUUUAACCCCAUGAAGAUAUAUCAAAUAGUCAAA